AUGUAUAAAUGCAUGGAUGUUAAUCGUUUUCAUUUCAUUGAAGGUGAUACUGAUUCAUCUUAUUGGGCAAUCGCUGGCGACCCAAAUCUUCCUAACACUCAAGCAUUUCAAGCAAUUGUUACCGAUAAACAAUUUUAUGAUAAAAACAUUUUCAAAUUCGCACCAUUUGAUUUCUUCUGUUUUGAUGAGAAAUUUAAACCUAAAUUAAAGAAUAAAGCUGAAGAAAAAGCACAUGAGAAAAAAUUAUUGGGUUUAGCAAUUGAGAAACAAGGUGAUAACAUGGUUGCUUUAUGUCCUAAGUGUUAUACAUCAUUCAACGGUUCAAUUGAUGGAAGUGAUUUUAAAAAGAUUGCACAAAAAAUGAAGGGUGUUAGUUUAAGACAAAAUAAGCAAUUAACACCUAAAAAAUAUUUGGAUAUAAUAAAUGAUAAAGUGAUAUUUGAUGGUCAGAAUAUUAAUUUACAACUUAAAAAUGGGUCAAUGACUCGCUUAACAAUCGGUAAGACUGCAUUAACAGGAGCACACACUAAGGCUGUAUGUUGUGAAAAUGGAUGUUGUAUGCCAUUUAUUUAA
Trichomonas vaginalis G3 is the source of this 573-nucleotide messenger RNA. RefSeq lists its product as uncharacterized. The transcript has a single exon. Bases 1 to 573 code for a protein of 190 amino acids. The record is from RefSeq and is a predicted model, not a curated record. NCBI's taxonomy places the organism in Eukaryota, Parabasalia, Trichomonadida, Trichomonadidae.